AUGUCGUUUGGACGGCCGCCGACGUUUUCCAACUUCCAGGUGCUGCCGCCUGAGCGCGGCUCAUUCCCUUUGGACCAUGACGGAGAGUGCACUGCAGCGAUGCGCGAAUACCUGGCGUGCCUCAAGGCCCACCAGAACAACAAUGGCGCGUGCCGCCACUUGUCCAAAGCGUACCUGGCGUGCCGCAUGGAGAAGUGCGUACACGGCGGCUGA
This is a messenger RNA of Malassezia sympodialis ATCC 42132, 213 nucleotides long. It is a transcript of the gene COX19, whose product is annotated as Cox19p. Gene Ontology annotation, cellular component: mitochondrial intermembrane space. NCBI's taxonomy places the organism in Eukaryota, Fungi, Basidiomycota, Malasseziomycetes, Malasseziales, Malasseziaceae. The record is from RefSeq and is a predicted model, not a curated record. Gene Ontology annotation, biological process: mitochondrial respiratory chain complex IV assembly.